This is a messenger RNA of Linum tenue, 287 nucleotides long. Lineage: Eukaryota; Viridiplantae; Streptophyta; Magnoliopsida; Malpighiales; Linaceae. The record is from the annotation of a GenBank genome assembly.
GAUGCAAGCAAUAAUUAAUUAAGAAGUGCAGAACCCGUGCAAAAUACCAUUGUGUUCACACAUUUAGUAUGCUUGAAUAACAAGAGAAAUGACAUUGAGGUGGACAUUAAGCAACUUUAGAGAUUCUAUUGGCAUUGCUACAAUGGUAUUCAGUUUCCCCGAGGAAGGAAUAAUUUUACCAAUAACAGUUCAAAACAAUUCGACACGUUGUUCCAAGGACCCAAUGUGACCAUAAGCUCAUGAGACUACGUGGAUCAAAUGGACUCUGGAUGCAGCAGACCAAGAUA